This is a messenger RNA of Pipistrellus nathusii (Nathusius's pipistrelle), 459 nucleotides long. NCBI's taxonomy places the organism in Eukaryota, Metazoa, Chordata, Mammalia, Chiroptera, Vespertilionidae. The record is from the annotation of a GenBank genome assembly.
AUGGGUCGCAGUCGCUCCCGAUCUCCGCGGAGGGAACGUAGGCGGUCCCGGUCCACUUCGCGGGAGAGAGAACGCAGGCGCCGGGAAAGGUCUCGGUCCAGGGAGAGAGAUCGUAGAAGGAGCCGCUCUCGAUCCCCGCACAGAAGACGCUCCCGGUCCCCAAGACGUCAUAGAUCCACAUCUCCUUCUCCUUCUCGACUGAAAGAAAGAAGAGAUGAAGAUAAGAAAGAAACAAAGAGCAAAGAACGUCAGAUAACUGAGGAAGAUUUAGAGGGCAAAACAGAAGAAGAAAUAGAAAUGAUGAAGAUAAUGGGAUUUGCCUCCUUUGACUCAACAAAAGGGAAAAAGUUGGAUGGUUCUGUAAAUGCCUAUGCCAUAAAUGUGUCUCAGAAGAGGAAGUACAGGCAGUACAUGAAUCGCAAAGGUGGAUUCAACAGACCUUUGGAUUUCAUUGCGUGA